CGGUGGUCUAAUAAUGCGGAAGACUCGGGUUCUCGAAUUCUCGAAGGUCGGUGCCGAUGAUGGCCGAUACCUAAUCAGCUGCUAGCCACGGAACAAGUGACCUUCUAUGACGGCAAUGGCGAUGUCAACAUUAACAGAGACGGCCACAGCAAGAGUGCUUUAGCAAUAGUGACAGCGACGGCUAGCCAAAUGCCCCUGCCCGCGGAAACAACCCCCCGCGGAAACUCCGCGGAACUGGCAAACAACAUCAUCCUCGAUACCGUUCACACAUAAUCCGCCUGCUUGCCGCUCUCACUGACUUACCCACGGAAACUCCACGGCUACCCGACGUCUUCCAUAUUAAAUCUUAUCACCCACACUGCCAUUCUUGCCUGUCUUGGCUAUGCCAAAGGAACGGGGCCUGCAAGCCAGGGGCAUCCAUCCUCGCACCCCUCGCACCUCUCGCCAGCGUCCCGUCUCUUGCCAAUUCUGCAGGUCUCGCAAGCUCCGAUGCAGCAGAACCCUACCCUGCUCCAACUGUCUAUCUCGCGGUAUUGCCUGUCGUCUCGAUCCUGCCACCGACCCUGUUGCUCCUGCCGUUGUCGCUGCUGCCACUCCUGCGCCUUCCACCGCCUCAGACCGGGAUGCAGUGCAGGCUGACAUGCUCGAGCGCCUCCACCGACUGGAGCAGCUCGUAACACAGCAGCAGGCAACUCAAAGCCGCGUUGAGAAUGCCCCCAGCGAGGGGCCGGCAGAGGAUCUACUGAUUGUCCCUCGUGUGCCACCUCCGGCCACCCCGUCGCCCUCCGACAAGCGCCCCGACAGCUCGCCGCGCUUGCAGCACUUGAGCGACGACGUUGCUUGGCUUGAGCGGGUGUCUAUUGGGCAAAGUUCCCACGACCGGACCUUUCCUGAUACCAUUGUCUUCAAGAUCGGCCCCAUUCAUGAUCUUCCCAAGGCGCCCAGUUACAUCAGCCAGCUCACCCCAGGUGCGGAACCAACCAGGUGUGUGUGGCUUCCGCAGUACCAAGAGGCCAAGAUCCUGCAGGGCAAGUAUAUAAACAACGUCAGCUACAUCCAUCACGUCGUCCACCUUCCCUCAUUGCCGGCAUUUAUCGACAAAAUCUACGUGCGAUUGACUGCCCAGGACCGCGUCGAGCCCGGCCACUUGAUGCUGCUUCUUGCCAUACUCGCGAGCGCAACCUACACCUGGACCGACCAUGACCAAGACUGCGGACACAAGCCAUUUUCAUCCUCGGCCGAAGCAAACAGCCAGGCACCCUUCUGGGUCAGGGCGACCCAGGACGUGUUCGACGCAGCCCAACGUUCAACUUGCCUGUCACUAGAGCUACUCCAGGGUGUCAUCAUUCUCUCCUUCGUCGUCUGCAAUAUUGAGGGGAUUUCGCUGCGGUACCGCUCCUUGAUAUACUCCGCUCUCCUGAUAGGCCGCGAGUUGGGUCUCCACCGCUGCGACCAUCCGAGCAAUACGGGCACGGCAGACACGGUUCGGGCCGAGAUUGGUCGGAGAGUGUGGUGGUAUUUGGUUGCCACCGAUUGGUUUCUGGCUGCGAGAUCUAGCGGUCCAACCGAAGGCAUCUAUCAGAGUAAUCCCCACCAUAUGGUAGUCAAUAAACCUCGCAAUAUCAAUGACGAAGACCUGUCCGAUGGGGCCAAUAUUGUCGAGAAGCCGAUAUCUCACCCGACAGAUAUGUCCUAUUCCUUGCAAAGGAUCCGUCUCGCCGAGCUCACCCGCAGCAUUGUCGACCGCAACCACCUCCUAGGCAGGCACGGUUGGGGUCACGGCGACAUCAUGGCUAUUGACGGCGAACUCGAGCGGUUCAUGGCCGACAUCCCCCCCUUCUUCAACCUGGAGACUGACGAGCCCAACCACGACCGCUCCCCGCGCGCCCACGGCAUCAUAAUCCAGGCCUACAUGCUCAACUCCCUCGUCCACACCCACCGCUGCAAGCUGCACCUCCCCCACCUCGCCCGCGGCCGGCAGCCCUCCUCCGACACUGACCCGGACCCCGCCCACGCCCGCUCCCGCGACGCCUGCCUCGACGCCGCCCGGCUCAUCAUCCGCACCGAGACGCGCCUCGAGCGCGAGGACCACCCCUUCGUGCCCACCCGGCUGCGCUUCCCGGGCAUCCUGUACGGCGUCUUCGUCGCCACCAUCGCCCUGCUGGCGGACGCGUGUGCUGGCGGCAGCGCUAGUAGUAUCGGUGUCGGUGUCAGUGGUGGUAGUGAAGUCGCCGACGCGAUCCGAAUCCUCGGAGACGCCGCGGCGGUGGGCCGGUCUCGCACCGCCGCCGACCUGCUCGAGUCGCUGACCCUGGUUCUCCGGAAGCACGGGUUGCCGCUUCCGCCCGGGCUCCGCCGGCGGGGUCCGCUGCCGCGGUCGCCUGGGGGGAGUGACGAGGUCGACGGGGGCAACGACGCUGCUGCUGCGGCGCGGUUGCGUGAUGAUCGCGGCGAUGGCGCCGUCGAUAUGGCGGGUCGGUCGCCUGGUGGGAAUGAGCGGAUGGCGUAUUCUGACGAGCUGGCGCAGAUCUUGGAGGGGUGGGCGGACCUGGAGGGGUUUCAGUGGGAUGGCAUCUUUUCUGGGAUCGAUUCUUCGUCCUUCUUCUGAGCUGCUCGCCAGGGUCUGACAGUCGGGUCACUUGACUUGGCCUUUAUCCAACUUGCCUUACUUGGCUAUUUCAUAACAUGGCUUGAUUACCUACUUGCAAGUAGAGUUUGUCUUUGCGGGCAGGUGCAAUUGGCUAUUCGGGUAGGGGUUCUGGGCUGCCAAAAAUCUUUAGAGAGUUGGAGCAUGAAAAAAACCCGCGACUACGACGGAAUGGCGAUGGCAACGGCGUGGGCGGCAAUCGGCGAGGGCAGGACUGGAGGGUAGUCCAACUUGCCCUCGAAGAUGUCCACCGAUGUGGUUACGCUGCAGUUUUGUACAUACUCCUACCGCAAGGAGCCAGCCGGUGCCCUCGAAGAUGUCCACCGAUGUGGUUACGCUGCAGUUUUGUACAUACUCCUACCGCAAGGAGCCAGCCGGAGCCCCAAAAGUCCAUUUCUCGCUCGAUUUUUGGAAGGAUGGACAAGUUUAGUCGGGAACUAGACACAGG
Phialemonium atrogriseum is the source of this 3095-nucleotide messenger RNA. RefSeq lists its product as uncharacterized. Gene Ontology annotation, molecular function: DNA binding; zinc ion binding; DNA-binding transcription factor activity, RNA polymerase II-specific. Lineage: Eukaryota; Fungi; Ascomycota; Sordariomycetes; Cephalothecales; Cephalothecaceae. Gene Ontology annotation, biological process: DNA-templated transcription; regulation of DNA-templated transcription. The transcript has 3 exons. The record is from RefSeq and is a predicted model, not a curated record. Bases 383 to 2608 code for a protein of 741 amino acids.